AUGGCAGGCAGGAGUCAUGCUGAGGUUCAUGGAUAUGUUGAGUUUGAACCCUCGUGUGCUUCCACGGGCUCCGACCCUCCCGCUUGGCCCUGUUUUGAUGAGCUUGGCGAUUAUAUUGGUCUACCACUCCCCUCACUGUGUCUGGAGGAACCCCGCCUCUCAUAUAAGGAUCAGUUUCAGGUUGUUGGUCCAGCUGGUCGUCUUGUUGCUGUAGCUGGUGAAGACCUGGUUCUGCCCUGUUCUCUCAAACCCAGCAUCAGUGCUGUGGACAUGACAGUGCAGUGGAGUAGACUCCAUGGAUCAGACACUCUAGUGCAUCUGUACACAGACUAUGAGGACAGAAAUGAGAACCAGAUUGAGUCCUAUAGAGGGAGGGCAGCACUGUUUAAAGAGGAACUGCAGAAAGGCAACACUUCAUUAAAACUCUCCAGAGUGAGAGCCUCUGAUGAAGGAGAAUAUAAAUGCUUUGUUCGAUCUCUCAGUUGGUUUGAUGAUGUUACUACUGAAGUCAGAAUUGAAGCUUUAGGAACCCACCCAGUGAUCUCUAUGGAGGGCUAUGAUCAUUCAGGAAGACUGAGUCUACUGUGUGAAACUAAAGGUUGGAACCCUGAGCCUGAAGUUUUGUGGUUGGACAGUGAAGGAGAGAUUCUCCCUGCUGAGAAUACAGAGACAGUCAGAAAGACAGAGGGUUUCAAUGUGAAACAACGUGUUAUUGUACAGGACAGUAACACCAACAGAUUCUUCUGUAGAGUAAUACUGAGAGAUCACAUGAAGGAGACAGAGAUUUUCAUCCAAAAUUAUGAAGAACAGAUGAAACGUGAAGGUGAGUCUUUAAUUUAUGAAGAACAGGUGAAACCUGAAGUGGAUGUGAUCUUGGAUCCUGACACAGCCCACCCUGAGCUGAUUCUGUCUGAGGACGGGAAAGAGGUGAAACAUGGUAAUGUGCGGCAGAAUCUCCCUGACAACCCAGAGAGGUUUAACAGUUGGGCAAACGUCCUGGGAAAGGAGGGGUUCUCCUCAGGGCGAUUUUACUAUGAGGUGGAGGUCAGGGGGAAGGCUAUGUGGGAUUUAGGAGUGACGGGGGAAUCUUCUAACAGGAAGGGGAAUAUUUGUCUAAGUCCUGAGGAUGGAUACUGGAGUAUGUGUCUGAGGAAUGGAGAUGAGUAUUGGGCAAAUGACUCUCCCUCUGUCCUCCUCUCUCUGAGACAGAAGCCCCAGAGGGUGGGAGUGUUUGUGGAUUAUGAGGAGGGUCUGGUCUCCUUUUAUGAUGUGGAGGCCAGUUCUCAUAUCUACUCUUUCACUGGUCAGUCUUUCACUGAGAAACUCUAUCCGUUCUUAGGCCCUGAACGUAAUAACAGAAGGAAAAAAGCAACUCCGCUGGUCAUCUCUCCUGUCAGUUAA
Chanos chanos (milkfish) is the source of this 1401-nucleotide messenger RNA. RefSeq names its product butyrophilin subfamily 2 member A1-like. Gene Ontology annotation, biological process: regulation of cytokine production; T cell receptor signaling pathway. The record is from RefSeq and is a predicted model, not a curated record. Lineage: Eukaryota; Metazoa; Chordata; Actinopteri; Gonorynchiformes; Chanidae. The transcript is spliced from 5 exons. Gene Ontology annotation, cellular component: external side of plasma membrane. The coding region runs from base 1 to 1401 and encodes 466 amino acids. Gene Ontology annotation, molecular function: signaling receptor binding.